AUGAGUACCUCUGUCUUCGUUUCCGCAAUAUUACUAAGCAUUGCUGAGGUCACAAACCACCAAGCCACUACCUAUCAGGUAGUGCGCCCCACAGGACCUGAUGGGUUUCCCGGAUCCUUCGAAACGGCUCUAUUGACAUUCUUCCGGCAUCUGGAUGUUCUUAGAGCUGUAAUGUUCAGCGAAGACGUUUCAUUAGGAGACGAAUGGUGGCAUGCUUUUGAAUUUAGACAGUUAGCGGCUGAUGAUGGUCGGAAUCACGACGAUGCCAAUUGGGCUGAACUAAUUUUGGAAUUUGCUGAGCGCUGGGCAAGGCUACGAUUCCGUGGUUAG
Messenger RNA from Penicillium verrucosum, 330 nucleotides. RefSeq lists its product as uncharacterized. The record is from RefSeq and is a predicted model, not a curated record. The transcript has 3 exons. Bases 1 to 330 code for a protein of 109 amino acids. Lineage: Eukaryota; Fungi; Ascomycota; Eurotiomycetes; Eurotiales; Aspergillaceae.